ACCUACCCAAGAAAAAUGGCACAAGAUCAGCUAAAAGUGCUAAAUGCACUAGAUGUUGCAAAGACACAAUGGUAUCAUUUCACUGCAAUUCUUGUUGCUGGGAUGGGAUUCUUCACUGAUGCUUAUGAUCUCUUUACCAUUUCCUUAGUAACAAAACUCCUCGGCCGCAUAUAUUACACUGAACCUGGUUCACUUAAGCCAGGAAAUUUACCUCCCAAUGUCUCAUCUGCAGUUAAUGGUGUAGCCUUUUGUGGAACUCUUACAGGACAACUCUUCUUUGGGUGGCUUGGUGACAAAUUAGGUAGAAAAAAGGUGUAUGGUAUGACCUUAAUGAUGAUGGUCUUAUGUUCCUUUGCUUCAGGCCUUUCAUUUGGCCAUGAUGCAAAGAGCGUCAUGACAACCCUUUGCUUCUUUCGAUUUUGGCUCGGAUUUGGGAUUGGAGGCGACUACCCACUUUCCGCCACUAUCAUGUCUGAGUACUCCAAUAAGAAAACUCGUGGUGCCUUCAUUGCCGCAGUUUUUGCUAUGCAAGGAUUUGGGAACUUGACUGGUGGUAUUGUUGCUCUUAUACUUUCAACUGCCUUCAAGACAGCAUACCCUGCUCCAGCAUUUCAGGACAAUGCUACUGCCUCGUUGGUUCCACAAGCUGAUUAUGUUUGGAGAAUAAUCCUCAUGUUUGGUGCUGUUCCUGCACUACUAACUUACUAUUGGCGUAUGAAGAUGCCUGAAACUGCUCGUUACACUGCUCUUGUUGCCAAAAAUACUGCGCAAGCCGCCUCUGACAUGUCCAAGGUGUUACAAGUUGAGAUCAAAGAGGACCAAGAAAACGCACAAGUACAAGAAAGGAUGAGUAAAAAGCAAUUUGGUUUAUUCUCCAAAGAAUUCAUGAAAAGACAUGGCCUUCACUUGUUUGGAACAGCCACAUGUUGGUUCUUACUAGACAUUGCAUUCUACAGCAACAAUCUCUUCCAAAAAGACAUUUUCAGCGCAGUAGGUUGGAUUCCAAAAGCUGAAACUAUGAGUGCACUUCAAGAACUAUACAUGGUUGCUCGAGCUCAAACUUUAGUAUCUCUUUGUGGAACUGUUCCAGGAUAUUGGUUCACAGUAGCCUUCAUCGACAUUAUAGGUCGAUUCAUCAUUCAAUUGAUGGGAUUUUUCCUUAUGACAGCCUUCAUGUUUGGACUUGCUAUACCAUAUAAUCAUUGGACUACACCAGGGAACCAUGUUGGUUUUGUAGUCAUGUAUGCUUUCACAUUCUUUUUUGCCAACUUUGGACCUAAUUCAACCACUUUUGUGGUGCCUGCUGAGAUCUUCCCAGCUCGUUUUAGGUCCACUUGCCAUGGGAUAUCGUCGGCGGCAGGGAAAGCUGGGGCUAUCAUUGGGGCAUUUGGGUUCUUAUACUUGGCGCAACCUACUGAUCCAAGUAAGGCUGAUGCUGGAUAUCCUGCUGGUAUUGGAGUUAAAAAUUCACUUAUGAUAUUGGCUGGAAUUUGUGGUCUUGGAUUUUUAUGUACCUUCCUUGUGCCUGAAGCUAAUGGGAAAUCAUUGGAAGAAAUGUCUGGUGAGAAUGAGGAUGAAACAGAAGAAAUUCAGUCAUCUAGGAUUGAAAACAGAAGAAUUCCAAUUUAAGUGUGUAUGUUCUUGGUAUAUAGUGUUUUCUUGAUUGUUUUUUGAUGUUCUAGUGAUAGAAAAAGUGGUACAUGUUGAAGUGCUUUUACAUAGAAAAAAUAAACACUUCUGGGUGCUGCUAUUGUUAGGUAAUAGUUAAAUAUCUUUGCUUUUCAAUGAGGAGUUUAGU
Messenger RNA from Beta vulgaris subsp. vulgaris (sugar beet), 1798 nucleotides. Its product is annotated as probable inorganic phosphate transporter 1-4. Gene Ontology annotation, biological process: phosphate ion transport; transmembrane transport. Gene Ontology annotation, cellular component: membrane. Bases 16 to 1629 code for a protein of 537 amino acids. The transcript is spliced from 2 exons. Gene Ontology annotation, molecular function: phosphate transmembrane transporter activity. The record is from RefSeq and is a predicted model, not a curated record. Lineage: Eukaryota; Viridiplantae; Streptophyta; Magnoliopsida; Caryophyllales; Amaranthaceae.